AAAUUAAGUGAAGCAAAGAAAUGCUGCACAUAUGAUGAGGGAGUCCUUCUGUUGGUCACAGCUUGAGUUAAAUGUACGAGCUCCUCCUCAAUCGGAAGUUAAAGAACAGACACGUGGAUCAAAAUUAUCUGAAACAUGAAACACUCUCUCGUCUCUCUGUUUAAUCCUUUGACUGAAGACAUUCAAGAAGAUGAUCUUCUGGAUCCUGCUGCUCUUCAUCCUGACCUCCUCUUUCUCUGGAUCAUUUGUAGUGAAUGUGACACAGAGCUCCUAUCAGGCAGAGGAGAACCACAACAUCACACUGGAAUGGACGUUCACCACCAACACUCAACGCUCCUCAAAUUACUUUUCUACCCUCUGUCAACUGUUCACUGAUGUCAGACAGUCAGUCCUGUUUCACAUACAUGAAGGUGUGGAGGUUCCAGAGUCUCAGGAUGAACAGUUUGCAGGACGAGUCCAGUGGGACAAAGACGUCCUCAGAGAAGGACGACUCAGACUUCAUGUGUCCAGACUCAGGACUGCUGACUCGGGUCUGUACCAGUGUGACAUGCUCACAAGAGAUGGGAAGAACUCUAGACAAUGUCACCUCAAUGUCACUGCAGAGAGGGAUCGGCCUGAACCUGAGACACAAAGCACAACAAAUCUGGCAAGAGAUCCUUCACAACCAGAGAGUCGGGGAAGGAUCGUCCUCUACUGUGUACUGGGACUGACAGCAGCUGUACUGGUUUUGUAAUAAUUCAAAUGGUCAUUCAGCCCUGCGAUAAGGCAUUAAGAUUUUUAUGCCUUGAAGUUUAAUAAGUAAAUGAAUACAUUUUUCUAAUGCUUAUUUUUUGAUAAAAAUAAAUACAUAAAACCUUUGCUUUUUCUAUUU
This is a messenger RNA of Anoplopoma fimbria (sablefish), 871 nucleotides long. RefSeq lists its product as uncharacterized. The transcript has 4 exons. The record is from RefSeq and is a predicted model, not a curated record. Bases 191 to 733 code for a protein of 180 amino acids. Gene Ontology annotation, biological process: cell surface receptor signaling pathway; positive regulation of T cell proliferation; immune response. Gene Ontology annotation, cellular component: external side of plasma membrane. NCBI's taxonomy places the organism in Eukaryota, Metazoa, Chordata, Actinopteri, Perciformes, Anoplopomatidae.